Molecule: messenger RNA, 3094 nt
Organism: Cololabis saira (Pacific saury)
Lineage: Eukaryota; Metazoa; Chordata; Actinopteri; Beloniformes; Belonidae
Product: gap junction delta-3 protein-like
Exons: 2
Coding region: 396-1256 (286 amino acids)
Biological process (GO): cell communication
Cellular component (GO): connexin complex
Source: RefSeq, a predicted model, not a curated record
GCACUGGAGGGAUUAACUUAAAAUUGAAUGGAUGGAAGUAUUGUACUUUAUUUUUUUUUUCAAUUUUAAUUUCAAUGAUCCUUACAUAUAUUCCAGGAUCUGAAGAGAAUUUUAAGGCUUUUUGCAUUUCUUCAUGAGGGUCGAUGAAUCGCGUCAGACUGAACCCGUCAUGUGGUCAACUGCAUCAGGUCAGCGGCAUCAUCAAAAGUCAAUCAACAUGAGACUCUGCACUCACCUUUAAACUUUUAGAUUAGUUUAGUCUCACGUUGAGUCAUGACUGGGAUAUAAUGACACCCAUUUUAGUUUCUUUUUUAGUCAAAGCCAGUUUUUGUCUGCGAGGACAGGUGAAGAAAUCUUCAAGUUUCCCUUAAGGCAGUUGUGACAGUGCUGCAGCCAUGGCUGAAUGGGGCUUCCUCGGGGGAUUCUUUGACAACCUCCAGGCUCACUCGCCGAUGCUUGGACGUUUUUGGCUCUUGCUCAUGCUCGUGUUUCGGAUGCUGAUCCUUGGAACCGUGGCCAGUGACCUGUUUGACGAUGAACAAGAGGAGUUUACUUGCAACACUCUUCAGCCAGGCUGCAAACAGGUGUGUUAUGACAUGGCUUUUCCCAUCUCCCAGUACAGAUUCUGGGUGUUUCACAUAGUUCUCAUCGCUACGCCUUCGCUGCUGUUCCUCAUGUAUGCCUCACAUCAUCAUGCCAAGAGAGCCACACGCUCCAAAUCCAGCCAAAGCAGCUGCCAGGACUACAGAGAGGACAAAAACUUACAAAGGCUCUACAUUGUAAAUGUAGUCUUCCGCAUCCUGGCAGAAACUGGCUUCAUUGUGGGCCAGUAUUUGCUUUACGGCUUCGAGGUGAAUCCCCAGUUUCCAUGCAGCCGUUUCCCAUGCCCCUAUACGGUGGACUGCUUCACCUCCCGCCCCAUGGAGAAAACAGUCUUCCUCUGCUUCUACUUUGCUGUGGGAAUUUUAGCAAUGAUUUCCAGCGUUGCAGAGCUUUUCUAUUCCUCCACAAAAUGGUUUUGCACAAAGCGGGAUCGUUUUGGCCCGGAUCACUCCUGCACCUGCCACAAUAUCCAGAACCGCCAGCAAGAGGAGUCGGGAGAGAGAAUGGGAUUAAAGAUGGGAUCUGAGAGUGUAGGCAGCUGUGAGAAGCUGAAGAGAUUACCGCUGAGAAAGAGCACCGGCAGGAAGGCCAGGAGCAUCGGUAUCAAGCAAAAAUGCGGCAAAUAUGUGGACAGCAAGACACUUAUGGUGUGAGAGGCUCUCCAGGUUCUCCUGAAAACUUGAGAUAAUUUUUUCCAAUAUCUGUAUUUUACUUGAAAUAACUUCACUGCUAAUGAGUGACCUGGUGUAACUGAUGGUAAACAGAAAGACACUUAGAACAUCAGGGAAUGAGUAAAGACAAGAGGGGUGAUAAGGCUGAUAAGACCAGCCACGCAUUGCCUUGUUAACCUCCUGGUUUGAUGAGUCAUUACAGACUAUAAACAGAGGAGGAAAAGAAUAUCCUUAGGGACACGCUUGUUUAAAGUGCAUUUGUUUGAGCUUUUGUGGACACGCCUUUCUUAGCGGAAAAAUCCGUGCUAAAGCCACAUCUGAUUUGAUUUUUUUUUUCGGUCUUGAACAGCAAAGCUCAUCAUUCAUAAAUUCCUCCCUUUAUUUGAAAACUUUUUUUUUUUAAGUUUGAACUAUCAGGAAGUAUGCUCUUUUUCUUUCUUGAGUGGUUUAGACACUUGAAAACUUUUCGAAAGUAUAAUUUUAUCUUCUGUAGUACGACUACAUACAAGCUUAUCAGAUUAAAAUGGUUGAAUUUUAAAAUUGUACAUGUCCAAUGCUUGUGUUUAACCUCUAUAUGAAUAUUUAUUAAUUUUGAACUAUAUCUUCUCUGCAAAGUGGAUUGUUUUUGGUCACAAACAGGGAAUUUGAACUCUAACUUUGUUUUCUUAGUUAGAUUUAACCUUUGUCUGGUGUUAGCUUUCUGUUACCAUCUCUGAUGUUAACGGGUCGGUUUUGACCCGUGUUUUAAAUUAUCUCUAAAAUACACUAAAAGCAAUUAUCCAUCAUCCAAUUUGUUUCUCAUCUCUUGGUUACAUUGUUAGGCUUCCUUAUCCAUGAAAAUAUUGGUUUUUAAUAUUUUUGGUAUUGGACUCUGGGCCUUUUUUUGUCAGUAUAACCCUUAAUUUCAAUUUUAAAAACUGGUCAAAUGAGCCUCAAGAGAAUCAUAUGAUAAAUAAAAGGUUGUUGUGUUACCUGGCUAUUACGGAGAGGUAUUAGAACACAUAUCUUAAAUAUAUUUGUUUCAUUUAUUUUUUCAUUUUAAUAUUAACUAUAGUAUCAUCUAUGGUGUUAUGGGUAAAUUUCGACCCAUUUACUUCAAGGAAAUGGAAAAAAAGUAAAAGGUAACAAUUUCAACCAGAGCAUUUUAUAAUUUAGUGAAAAAAAAAUGUUGGAUAUUAUUUUGUUGAAAUAAAGGUUCCUGACAAAGUCAAAAAGCCUUGAUGCAAUAAAUGCAUUUUUGUGGUAGUUUUAUGAAUUUAAAACCUAAGAACGGGUCGGUGGCAACCCUAACAACAGACGAAGGUUAAAAAAACUAUUUUACUUUGACAUAUAAUUUCAACCAACAACAGUCAAUGUGAACAUGAUUUAUUUUUAUUUGGAAGUUUCACUUUAACUUGAAUGUGAUGUCAUAAAAAGAGAGUCGGGAUGUACGUUUAUAUCUUGAAAAUGUUUGGUAUGAAAGUGAACUAAUUUGCACAGAUGUUUUUCUAUUUGCACCUCUGUAACUUUUUUUUUUUUAAGCACACCAUAAAAUGGUAUGCUUGAAUGAAAACCACACUUGCAUUAAAUGCGAAGAGACUUUCUUUUCUCACACUAUUUGUGUUUGUGUGUUAUAAUGAGCUGUCAAACUGCAUGCCAGAAACGAGCUCGGCAGCAUUUCCAGAUUCAUUGUUGCAUGAUCUUGCAGGAACAACUGAAAUACUGUAUCUCACAAUGCUGCUUUGUUUAUACUGAAAGUGGAAACAUUUUGAUUUUGUUUCAUUUGUUAUAUGUCUGAUAGCGAAAUGAUUAAAAACCCCCAUGAUUUUGUAAAUACACAA